This is a messenger RNA of Mangifera indica (mango), 1045 nucleotides long. RefSeq names its product glutathione S-transferase-like. NCBI's taxonomy places the organism in Eukaryota, Viridiplantae, Streptophyta, Magnoliopsida, Sapindales, Anacardiaceae. The record is from RefSeq and is a predicted model, not a curated record. The transcript has 3 exons. Bases 153 to 794 code for a protein of 213 amino acids. Gene Ontology annotation, cellular component: cytoplasm. Gene Ontology annotation, molecular function: glutathione binding; glutathione transferase activity.
CCACUACAAAGAUAUAUUUUUUUAAGUAAAAGAGUACUCUAGAAUUUCCAGAGCACCAUGUAUCCCACCUUAUAAACUCCUGCUACCUCUGUUUUCAAUCUCAUCCAUCUAUAACCGUUUAGCUAUUUCCUUUCGGUUUAAUCACAAUAAUCAUGGCAGUCUUCAAAGUCCACGGUGCUGUUUUCUCCUCACCUUCAAUGCGUGUUUUUGCUUGCCUUUACGAGAAGGAUCUUGAUUUCCAGUUUAUUCCGGUAAACAUGGGAGCUGGUGAACACAAAUCUGAAACGUUUCUUUCCCUUAAUCCAUUUGGUCAAAUCCCAGCGUUAGAAGUUGGAGAUCAGAAGCUAUUUGAAUCGAGAGCAAUUACCCAAUACAUUGCUGAGGAGUAUGCUGACAAGGGCACUCAGUUGACAUGCCCAGGUAAGGCCAAAGCUCCGUUUUUGGUAUGGAAGGAGGUGGAAGCACACCAAUUCGACCCUGUGGCAUCUAAAUUGAGCUGGGAGCUAGUACUUAAGCCCAUGUUUGGCCAGACUACGGAUCCAGCUGUGGUUGAAGAGAAUGAAGCUAAGCUGUGCAAGGUGUUAGACAUCUACGAGGCUCGAUUGGCUCAGUCCAAGUACUUGGCUUGCGACUGCUUCACCUUAGCGGAUAUGCAUCACCUCCCUCAUUUAAAUUACUUGAUGGGGACACCAGUCAAAAAGCUAUUUGAUUCACGCCCUCAUGUCAGUGCAUGGGUUGCAGAUAUUUCAUCUAGACCAGCUUGGUCCAAGGUUAUUGCAAUGCAUAAGCAAUAGAUGUUAGCCACUGCACAUCACUUGACAGUCACUUGUCUGUCAAAAGAUUUAGGCAGUGUUUUCAGGAGCUUUUCAUUUUGCUAUGCUUAGUGUACUGUUUGCAGCUUGUAUUGUAUCAAUCGUGUAAGACAACUAGGAGCUUUUCAUUUUGUUACACUUGGUGUACUGCUUGAAGCUUGUGUUGUAUCAAUUGUGUAAGAAAACUACUGAGAUAAUAAAGCCUGUGUGGAAUAAGUGAUUUGUGACAAUAA